AUGACCGAGCAAGUCAGUCGACCAGCACCAGGGGAAGAAGAUGAGGAAGAGGCCACGCUUACAGCUGAUUGGCAGCAGAACCAGACCAGUCGGACGGCAGCAUGGAUCAAGGCAGCAAGAACUAAGAGGAGGACACUCCGUCAACAAAUCACCUCGACGGGGAGGCGUAUUGAGACUCUAGUUCAGUCUAGGGGCUCCAGAGGGGCUAUAUUGGGCCUUAUUCGACACUUCGAUGAACUUCUACUCCGAGCCUCCCAUCUGCAGACAGAGUUGACAUCAGUGGAAGACGACGAGGAGGCGGAGCGUCAAGAUAACCUGCAUCUUACAUAUGUCACUCGUGUCGGCGAGACCACCGAAUGUGCCCAGUCCUACUUGGCCAGCAGGGAAGGAGAAGCCGCGUCCGUGGUUGGUGGCAAUGUUCCAGCGGCUCCUGCCGUCUCGCCGUCGGAGAUUCGACGCCGCGAGCAAGCUCGCCUGGAAGAGAUAGCAAUCGCCCAGAGGAGGUGUGACGAUGCCCGGGAACAAGCGAAUCGAGUCUGGGAAGAAUGUGAAGCAGCACAAGCGGCCCUAAGACAGCUAAGCGGCCGACCAGCAGAACCAGACCAACACUCUUCCGUCAGCCAACAAUUACCAGAUGCAAAUCCCUUGGCCAACGAAUGGCUCGCACGGCAACGGCGCAUCAACAACAUCAGCAAUCUGAACAUCAACAACAUCAGCAAUCUGAACAACAACAACAACAAUCAAGAAACACCCGACGAUUGGAUUGACCAGUACAGCGCCGGCCUGCUACCUCCCAUCUCCAACAAUCUUUCUGCUCGUUCUGCUGUCUCGGCGGAACUCGCAUCUUACCACGGGAGAUCUUUAGAGUGGUUCGAAUGGAUCGACCUCUUUCGUGCUCUGGUUCACGAUACGCCCAAAUCGCCUGGGGAGAAAUUGGCCCUCUUGAAGCGAUACCUGAAAGAAGAAUGCCUCGACGUCGUGUACGGUUUAGGUGGCGGCGAGACGGCAUAUAUUCAAGCGUUGGUGCGUCUGAAGGAGACUUAUGGACGACGCGACGUCAUGAGAGCCGCACAUCUUCAAGCUCUCGACCGGCUGGAGCUGAAAGAAGAAGCUGGAGCGUUUAAAAGAUUCGCCGAAAAGGUCCGUUCCCACCUGUUCGAUCUUAACCGGAUUGGAGAGACGUCCACAGCCGACGUGAUCGAGAAGAUCUGUCUGAAACUGAACCUUCAAGACCGACUCGUGUGGAACGAAGAGCGUCACGGCCGCCUGGAGAAGAGGAGUCUGAACGAUUUUGGGACCUGGCUCUGUUCGAGGGCAUCGGCAUACCAAAAUGCGUACAGUAUUGCUGCCAGUCAAGCAAACUCAUCGGCUCCCGUGAACGAAGGUUUCACCCGUCGAACAAGAACUCAUCAAGCGUCUACAAAAACGCACGAAGGUGGUUCCAGCACGCAAUCUAGCAAACCCUUUUGCUUUAAAUGCGAGAAGAGUCAUCGGCUAGCAGACUGCGAGGACUUCAAGGCGCUUCCCAUUGGCGAGAAGAUAUAUUUCUGUAUGAGAAGACGACUCUGUUUUAAUUGUUUUAGUUGCAAACAUUCUGUUCGUGAAUGUCCUACUGGCCAGCCAUGCAAAUACGCCGACUGUCGUUUUAUCCAUCACCCGUUGCUGCACGGCCCAGAGGAAUUGCCCGUCAAAACCGUCCAUCCAUCUACAGCUCGAGCGGAGAGAAAUCAACGAGUGGCGCUUGGGAUGCUGCGAUUGCAGGUUCAAGGAAACGAUGGAAGUUGGUGCUUUGCCAAUAUCUUCGCCGACGAGGGAAGUGACACUACUUUAGUGCGUAGCGCAUUCGCUACGGCGCUCCAGAUUCGAGGCUCUCCGCAAGUGCUGACCGUUGAGGGCGCCGGAGGCGUGGUGACCAGUUAUCCAUCCGAGUUGAUCCACUUCCAUGUACGCGCCGAAUCCGGCGAGAUCGUCACACUCGAGGGGUCUACCAUGCAGAAGGUUGCCAGCCCAGCUCCGACGACCGACUGGAGUAAAGAGAAGAUGCGGUGGCCACAUCUACUAGAUCUGCCGGUAGGAGAAGUCGGAGGCGAGGUUGACGUCCUCAUCGGGACGGACCAUCUUCAUCUACUUGCUGCCCGUGAAUCAAGAGAAGGUGAAGAUUACGAGCCAAUCGCGUCCAGAACUCGUCUCGGAUGGAUUAUUCGAGGCGUUACAGACAGAGAUGCUCGUGCUCUGGCCGUUCGUAGUUUUAUUAUUUCUGGACGGACACAAUUGGAUCUGUUAACUUCCGAGAUGCGUCGCUUCUGCGACACGGAGGCGUUCGGAACGGAAUACAAGCAAGGCUGUCUAUCUCCCGACGACCAGAGAGCGAUUGCGCUCGUGAAGGAGAAACCAGAUUGGUCGAAGAUCCCGAUCACCCCCUGUGAUAUUCCGCAGUUGUGUGAAUUGGAUGAAAGGUUCCCGAGUCCCGUGAAGACGGCCUACUCCGUCUAG
Molecule: messenger RNA, 2493 nt
Organism: Daphnia pulicaria
Lineage: Eukaryota; Metazoa; Arthropoda; Branchiopoda; Diplostraca; Daphniidae
Exons: 2
Coding region: 1-2493 (830 amino acids)
Source: RefSeq, a predicted model, not a curated record